Dendroctonus ponderosae (mountain pine beetle) is the source of this 4328-nucleotide messenger RNA. Its product is annotated as A disintegrin and metalloproteinase with thrombospondin motifs 7. Gene Ontology annotation, biological process: proteolysis; extracellular matrix organization. Gene Ontology annotation, cellular component: extracellular matrix. The transcript is spliced from 17 exons. The record is from RefSeq and is a predicted model, not a curated record. NCBI's taxonomy places the organism in Eukaryota, Metazoa, Arthropoda, Insecta, Coleoptera, Curculionidae. Gene Ontology annotation, molecular function: metalloendopeptidase activity. Bases 132 to 3098 code for a protein of 988 amino acids.
UCAAGCAAUAUUUGUGCAAUUACAUAAUUGAUAAGCCGGUAGACCGAUUGUUGAACAUUAAAAAACGAUCGCCCAUUGUUUUAAGUUAAUAACUGUGAUUUUAAAAAUCAACUUAGUGAGUUGUGGGUGAAAUGGGCCCCCCGACGAUGGGGCCCGGAGGAUUUGUGCUGUGGGUGCUAACCGGGACUUUUUGUGCAGGACUGAUUUUUGAAAAACCUGUUUAUCAAGGGCUCUACACAAAUCAGCUAUGGGAAGCACACCAAACGAUACCAAUCAAAGUGAAAGAAAAUGGAGAUGUUUCGCAUGAUUUGAAUCACCAUCACUCCAAUACUGAGGAGUUUGUGAGGUUUAAUCUCUCUAUAUUUGAUGAAGAACACCACCUCAUUUUAACGCCCAGCGUGGAGUUUUUGGCACCAAGUUUUGUAGUGGAAUGGAGAAGCAAAGAAAGGCAUGUGAGGAGAAAACCGAAAGAAACCAGCAAAAUUUGCCAUUAUCAGGGAUUUGUUCAUGGCGAUCCACACAGUCGAGUGGCGAUUUCUGCAUGUAAUGGACUGGCUGGCAUGAUACAACUGAAAAAAGGAAAAUAUUUUGUUGAGCCCGCUUACCAUCCAGACAAAUCGAUUGUUCCAGGCCAUAAGCAUCUAAUAUACAAAAGAUCAGCUGUUAUUAAUAGCAUACCCGAUACCAAAUUGGCAAAGAAGAGAAAGAAAAAGAAAAAAAAGAAAUUUCAUCAUCAGUCAAACUGCGGAACAAGGGAUCCAAAACGACUGACAGAAAUAGAAUGGCAAAAGCAACUGGGCAAAGUUAAAGUGCAAGAAAAAAAGCACAAACAUUCUAAGGCUCAGAAGAAAUUUAAAAUAGCCAGCAUAAAACACUCCCGGAUGAAGACGUUGAAGUACAAGCACAUUAACAAUGUAAGGGAACGGCGCUCAAUAAGUCAACCCCAUUUUGUAGAAACAGCAAUUGUUGCUGACUCAAGCAUGGGAGAAUUUCACCAGGAUGGAGACAUUGAAACAUACAUUUUGACUUUGAUGAAUAUGGUAUCCUCGUUUUAUCAAGACCCGAGCAUUGGAAAUUACAUUAAAGUGGCAGUUGUGAAAAUAUUCCUUCUCGACUAUCUAUCAGAUGAGCCGGAAUUUAAUUCUACCACUAAUGCUGAUGUAACAUUGAAGAACUUCUGCAAAUGGCAAAGAGAUCUGAACCCCAAAGAUGAUUCUGAUCCGCAACAUCACGAUGUGGCUAUUCUACUGACAAGAAAAGAUAUUUGCGCCAGACAAGAUACUCCUUGUGGGACUUUGGGGGUGGCACACAUUGGAGGAAUGUGCAAAGCAUCCAGAAGUUGCAGUGUGAACGAAGACAGUGGAAUAACGUCAGCGCAUACCAUAGCCCAUGAAAUGGGGCAUAACUUUGGCAUGCUGCACGAUACGGAAAAAAUUGGAUGCAAGAGAAAAGUUGGAAACAAAGUCCACAUUAUGACUCCGGCAUUUGAAGCCGAUGCAGUUCAAGUGAGCUGGUCGAAUUGCAGCAGACGAGAAGUUACCAACUUUUUGGACAAAGGACUUGGAAGUUGCCUGCAGGACAAACCGGAGGAAAACACCGAAUACGAAUAUCCAAAAUUGCCAGCAGGCGCAAUGUAUAAUGCCAAUUACCAAUGCAGAUUGCAGUUUGGCACUCCGGAUGCCACCGUGUGCACCCAACUGGAUGAAAUUUGCUCCCGGCUUUGGUGCACAGUUAACGAUUCUUGUACGACUCUCUUAAGACCGGCCGCACCAGGAACUUACUGCGCCAAACACAAGUGGUGCCAAGAUCAGAAAUGUGUUCCAAUGAUGGACCCCCCAGUUGCUAUAGAUGGAGGAUGGGGCGAGUGGGGCAGCUGGUCAGAAUGUUCCAGAACUUGCGGAUCUGGAGUGUCGAUCAUGAGCCGAGAGUGCGAUCAUCCGAUGCCAACAGCCGGCGGAAAAUUUUGCGUUGGUGAACGAAAAAGGUACAAAAUUUGCAACACGGAUCCCUGUCCAGAAGGCGAACCAACUUACAGAGCUCUGCAAUGUUCCUGGUACGACAACAAAACGUACGAAGGGAAGAAAUAUGAGUGGCAGCCGUAUUUCGACCAAGCUGAUCCGUGUCAACUUUACUGUAGUGAUGCCAAUGAAACAAUUAUAGUCCCAUGGGGCGAUUAUGCGGCCGAUGGCACUCCUUGCAACGUAGUUUCCAGAGACGUUUGCAUUUCGGGAAUUUGCAAGAAAGUUGGAUGUGAUUGGGUUGUGGAUUCCACUUCCGAAGAAGACGAAUGUGGAAUCUGUCAGGGCGAUGGAACUAAAUGCGACAUAAUACAAGGAGAGUACAAGAAACAAAGUGGAGUAACAGGAUAUAGAGAAAUAGUGGUAAUUCCGAGUGGGGCCCGAAACAUUUUUGUGGCUGAAAACGAUCAGUCUGAGAAUUAUAUUGGGCUAGAAAAUGCAGUGGAGAAAAAGUACUACUUAAAUGGGAAAAGGCAUAUAACACUUCCAGGAGAAUAUAAUGUUGCUGGCGCCCAAGCGCUCUAUGAAAGAGAACACAAUUUGGAAAAAAUUCGAAUUCCUGGACCCAUACAUGAACCAAUCCUAGUUUCGAUUUUCUUCAGGGGCAAAGUGUACAAUCCAGGAGUCACUUGGAAAUAUUCAAUUUGGAAACCCGAAGUUACUAAACAAGUGAAAUAUGAAUGGAUUAUGGAGGAAUGGUCUCAAUGUUCAGCUACAUGUGGAGGAGGAACGCAAUACUCGAAACCAUUAUGCCAAGAAAGCACUGUGUCCCCUGUCGCUGCCGAUCUGGAAGGACCGAACAUUGUAGCUGAAGAAAUGUGCCUGGACAUGACUAAACCCGAAAAAAUGGUUAGAACUUGUAAUGACGAUCCCUGUCCUUACAAAUGGUGGGUCGGACCUUGGCAAACCUGCCCUAGCACUUGUUAUGAUGGGGGUAAAAAACCUAUGAGAAGAAGAAAUGUGAUGUGCAUGGAUGGGCAAGAAAUGGCUCUUCAAGACCAGUAUUGCGACAGAGGAGCGAAGCCCCACGAAUAUGAACCUUGCAAGAAGUUAUUACCAUGCGCUGCUUAUGAAAGAUAACAACACAUAAAAAUAUUACUGAAUCCGAUUCGCAAAGGCUCGAAAUUUAGUUUUCCCAUCGCAAAAUGAUUGGGAGUAACGUGCGCUUUAAAAAUAAUUAAUAACUACAUUAUGGAUUGCAAUACUGUGUAUUUGGUCAUGUUAUCAACUAAUUUUUUUUACGUAUUUAUAAUAUGUAUUGUAUUGGUAAUUAAUACUUAUUUAGAUAUUUUGAUAUCGUUGAACUGUAAUUUAUUUGUAUAGUUGUAUGUGCAAAACUCGCUACGUAGAUCCACAUGAUACGCAAAAUAAUCAAUAAAAAAACUUCAUUUUAGUUUAGAUAAAUUGCACAUUGUUAUUUCCACCUACACGUUUUAUUACACUUAGAUUAUUCUCUCAAAAUCCCGUAAUAAAAAUGCUUUAUAACUAACAUAGUUAAAUAAGCUGCUGUCACUGUACAGCUAAUAUUUACUCUAUUCUUCUGUAGGUUUAAUCGGGAUUGUUAAUUAUUUUGUUUACAAAAAGAAUCAAGUUCAUCAAUAUUACAUGACAGGAAUAUAUAAAUUCAACUAGUCUGAUAAUAAAGUUUUGUAAUACGGAUUAAAAAUGUUAACUUUUUUUCGGUAACAAACCAACUAAAUCUAAUAAUUAAAUAUAAAAGAAGGCGUGGUGGUCUUGUCAAUCACCUGCAGGCAAGAAACCUGAAGUUCGAUGGUCCCAGCCGUGCCCAUCAAAUAAUUUAUAGAAUGUUCAUAGUAAUUGCUGUUGAUUGUAAAACAUCCAGCAAUCAAAGCUUCUCUGAUGUGCAAUUGUAUUAUAUAUAUUAUUUCAUUAGUAAAAUAAUUCCAUAUGGUUAAAUUUGGAAUUGUAAACUACCAAUCAGAGCGAUAGUCCUAUUAAUGCUCUAGUAGCAAAAUACUUUUUUUAAUAGACAGGACGGGCACAAUUGGACCGAUUUAACAGAGAUCACCAAUUUCCUGACUAGAUAGAGUAAAAUCGGCUUAUUUUACGAUAAAAACCUUUAUUUUUGAGAAACAGUUAUAGAGCAGGCACCUCAAUGUUGUCACGCCCACUGAGGUAUAGGACAUUUUAUCGUUUUAUCGUAGAUGCCCGAUGUAGCAAGAAGAACAUUUUUUUUAAAAUAAAAAUGUGUUAUUAAACAAGCUCUUAUUCAAUUAUUUCUACUGAUGUUGCACCUCUAGUGCGUACUUCUAUAUAUCCUUCAAAAACCACAAAAAAAUAUUAAACAUU